AUGUCAACAAAAAGUUUAAAACGUGAACGUUCCGCCACGGCCGCUACACAACCAUCAUCGAUGUCAUCCUCCAAUUAUUCGAUACCCUAUACAAUUUUCAUUUAUCGCCAAGAACUGCGUAAGGGUCGUGACGAAUUUAUGCGCCUCUCCAAGGUUAAACUGCAUCUCACCGAUAAUUUGAUUGUGAAUACGAUACAAAAUAUCACCAAGUACGAUGUGGCCGAAGUGAUAAAUAUCAACGAACAAAUGCAGUACAAAAAGCGGCUAUUCUCGAAAAUGUACAAAAUCCGCAAACUGGAGAAGAUGGGUUUGAAACACAUCGAUCCAAAUCAAAUAAGUGAUGAAUUUUAG
Musca vetustissima is the source of this 351-nucleotide messenger RNA. RefSeq lists its product as uncharacterized. The record is from RefSeq and is a predicted model, not a curated record. NCBI's taxonomy places the organism in Eukaryota, Metazoa, Arthropoda, Insecta, Diptera, Muscidae. The transcript has a single exon. Bases 1 to 351 code for a protein of 116 amino acids.